Messenger RNA from Chaetomium fimeti, 1243 nucleotides. RefSeq names its product putative integral membrane protein. The transcript is spliced from 5 exons. Lineage: Eukaryota; Fungi; Ascomycota; Sordariomycetes; Sordariales; Chaetomiaceae. Bases 127 to 1122 code for a protein of 331 amino acids. The record is from RefSeq and is a predicted model, not a curated record.
AAACCAUUAUGGACGGGUGGUCAAUAUUGGAUCCUCACCAUACCCCGGUUUCGAUGCUAUAGCCUAUGUACAGGCCACGGUGCGGCUCUUACACAACCCGUCUCGGCUGCUUUAUGAUAUCUCGACAUGGGGCCCGACCGGCUGGUACCGAGGCAAUCCCCAUUCGCCCAACCCGGGGAUGACGGCUUGUCCCAUGAAGAUCUCGGUCCGCAGCUCAACACCGUCUUCUGGCUGCUUACGACACUCGCCUCUUUCUUCCUAGCCCUCCGACUCUACUGCAAGUUCCUCCGCGGCCGGUCCCUGUGGUGGGACGACCAUUUCCUGAUCGCAUCAUGGGUUUCACUCGUUGUCUCGGCCGCGACCACUUCGGUUUGCGUCAGCCUUGACUAUGGUAAAAACCUCUACGAUAUGCGGCCCGAGAACCUCCCCAAGAUGCCCUUCAUCGCCGUUUUCGCUGGCUUCUUCUCUGUUCUGGCGGCUGCCUGGAGCAAGACCUCCUUCGCCUUGACCAUGCUCAGGCUCAGCGGGGGCUGGAUGAAAGCUGUUAUCUGGUUCAUCAUCAUCACCAUGAACGCCAUCAUGGGAACUGCCAUGCUGUUUAUGUGGAUCAAAUGUCAGCCCUUUGCCAAAGUGUGGGACAGUAGCUUGGACGGCUGGUGUAUCGACCCAAACAAGAUUGUGACCUUGUUUCAGUGGUCGGCUGGCUGGUCCGGCUCCGCCGAUUUGAUCCUCGCGCUGUUGCCCUGGGGCAUCCUGUUCACGAUGCGCCAAUCGCUAAGCGUCAAAGAGAGAUUGGGCAUUGCCCUUGCUAUGAGCAUGGGUGUUGUUGCUGGCGUCGCGUCCUUUGUCAAGCUGGUCAUGUUGCCAAACCUUACGGGAGAUCCAACCGACACAGUAGCCGUCACCAUUUGGGGCAGCGCGGAAGGCGCCCUUACCAUCAUCGCCGCCUCCAUCCCCGUUCUCCGCGUACUUGUCCGCGGGGACGACGGCAGUUACACUGCUAAAUUCGACACAUCUGACGAGCGCCGGCUCAACUCCACAAGCUUAGAGACUCUGAACACAGAGGGAGGGGGCUCAGAGGGGAGCCAAUACAAACACGUUCAUGUUCAUGGGGUAGUAUGAUUGUACGAUUAUUACGGCAGCAUGGUGUCUAUCUCGGCGUUUUAGGAGUCGAAGGUUUGAUUCGGGUUUGACUAGGCGAAUAUCAUCUGCCGUCUCAUGUUCUACCUUUCUGGGGAGUACG